Messenger RNA from Dendronephthya gigantea, 1143 nucleotides. RefSeq names its product probable serine/threonine-protein kinase DDB_G0271682. The record is from RefSeq and is a predicted model, not a curated record. Gene Ontology annotation, molecular function: protein kinase activity; ATP binding. Gene Ontology annotation, biological process: protein phosphorylation. Lineage: Eukaryota; Metazoa; Cnidaria; Anthozoa; Malacalcyonacea; Nephtheidae. The transcript has 2 exons. Bases 1 to 1143 code for a protein of 380 amino acids.
AUGAAACAACUUCGACAAGAACAAAGUGCAAUGGCGACGAAAAAUAGAAGAUUAGAACAAGAGAAAGUCAACCAAGCCAACGGCAUGAAACAACUCCGACAAGAAAAAAAUGCAAUGGCGACGAAAAAUAGAAAAUUAGAACAAGAGAAAGUCAACCAAGCCAACAGAAUGAAGCAACUUCGACAAGAGAAAAGUGCAAUGGCGGUGCAGAUUCAACAAUAUAAACAUGACGAAAGUGAUAUGGCCGACGAAAUUAAGCAACUUCAAGACGAAAAUGCUACUCAGAAAAAUAUUAUGCAAAAGUUGGAACAAGAAAAAAACAACAUGAAGAUCGAAGUCCAACAACUUCAAGAUAUCACAAAGUCCAGCUUCAUAACAGAAAGUGGGACAGUAGUAGUAACAACUGGUGUUGAACUAGGAAAAGGUGCUUAUGGAAAAGUGUAUAAAGGAAAUUGUCACGGAACAGAAGUGGCAGUGAAGGAAUAUUUCCAAGUUGUUCUAAAUCCGCAUAACAUGAAACUGCUGGAACGAGAAAUUAACAUCGCUGCACAAUGUCGACAUCCAAAUUUGUUACAGUUUCUAUGCGCGACAAAAAAUGAUCAAAAAAAUUUGUUAAUCGUGACAGAGCUGAUGGACAUUUCUUUGCGCUCAUUACUCGAGGAACAAGCAAAAAAUGAGUCGCGGUUGGAUUAUCAGCAGAUUAAAUUAAUUUCCUUGGAUGUCGCACGUGGUCUCAACUACCUUCAUUCAAAGAAACCAAGCCCAAUAAUUCACCGUGAUGUCAGCAGUGCCAACGUGUUGUUAAUGAUCGAGAACAAUGCAGUAAGAAAAGCGAAGGUUUCGGAUUAUGGUUCAGCUAAUUUUAUGGAAGCCUGCAAUACAACAUUUCCAGGAUCAGUCGUUUAUGCCCCGCCAGAAGCCAGACAAGGUCAACAUAGCCCAAAGAUCGAUGUCUACUGCUUCGGUUUAUUGGUAUGUGAGACGGACACUUGUGAGCUUCCCGACCAAGCAGGAAUCCAGAAUCAAAUAAGAAGAAUUCAAAAUGCUGAGAUCAAAGAUUUGGUAAAACUUUGCACAGCAAAGGAACCGCGCCAAAGACCGACAAUGCAAGAAAUAAUUGAACAUUUGCAACAAGUGAUAUAA